Molecule: messenger RNA, 891 nt
Organism: Penaeus vannamei (Pacific white shrimp)
Lineage: Eukaryota; Metazoa; Arthropoda; Malacostraca; Decapoda; Penaeidae
Source: RefSeq, a predicted model, not a curated record
AUGCUUGAGCCGUUUUCUCCAAUCGAGUUGCGUGAUGAAGGACCUCCUCCUCCUGAGUCUUCUGAAGGACCUCCUCUUCCAGGCCAGCGCAUCAUGGGAGGUCGUGAGGCAACUCCAUUCACGCGCAAGUACCAGGCUUUUCUGAGAGCAAAACGUCAUUUCUGUGGGGCUGCUAUCAUCAGUGACCAGUUUGUCUUGACAGCUGCCCACUGCGUAGCCCGCACUGACUACACAAUGGUUGUAAUUAUGGGCAUACACGAUCUAAGGAGGAAGCAAAAGUUUUCCCAGGAGAUUAUCGUUGUGGGGUCAUUCAUCCAUCCUGAAUAUGGCAACGGAUUCACGAUCAGCAAUGACAUUGCUGUUGUGAAACUGCAGAGGAGGAUACGUUAUCAUCGUAAUAUUUCCCCUAUUAAAUUGCCGACUCGGGACAUAGACUUGAAUACGCCUAUAGUGGUCACCGGCUGGGGAAAAACUUCGGCGACGGAUCGAAAUCAACCGACUACUCUCCGAGAGAUAGUUUUCCGGACCAUCUCUUAUCAUGAAUGCAAGAACCAUUAUAAAUGGAUGGGCAAUGACAUGUUCUGCGCAAGGGCGAAGGAGACGUCUGCGCUCUGUAAAGGCGACACAGGGGGUCCAGCGAUGCAUGAUGGCUAUCUCGUGGGCAUCGUACCCGUCAUCACGAACGACUGUAACAGUGUGAAGAAGCCUCAAGGAUUUACCAAGGUUUAUCAUCAUGUCAACUGGAUUAAGCGUGCAAUGCUUGAUAAUUACACGAUUCCCAAUGGAUGCAAUAUUUUGGAUUUGUCUUUAGUUCUUAUUGUAUUGGCUCAACUCUUUGUGUACUGGAUAUAGGAGUUUUUUUUUAUACUUCUUUUGUUCAUCAAUGUAUUC